This is a messenger RNA of Epinephelus moara (kelp grouper), 2717 nucleotides long. It is a transcript of the gene ftr67, whose product is annotated as finTRIM family, member 67. The record is from RefSeq and is a predicted model, not a curated record. Gene Ontology annotation, molecular function: zinc ion binding. Bases 73 to 1431 code for a protein of 452 amino acids. The transcript is spliced from 7 exons. NCBI's taxonomy places the organism in Eukaryota, Metazoa, Chordata, Actinopteri, Perciformes, Serranidae.
GUAAACAAAGCAGCAGUUGUGUGUCUGUCAGAUUCGUGUGUAUUCGCUCAUUUUCUCCUGCGUUUGUCGACGAUGGCUCAAGCCGGAGUGGUCCUGGACAAGGACCAGUUCAACUGCUCGAUAUGUCUGGACGUGCUGAAGGACCCAGUGACCAUCCCUUGCGGACACAGCUACUGCUGGGACUGUAUCCAGAACUACUGGGACCAGGACGACUACCUGGGGAUCUUCGUGUGUCCGCAGUGCAGGCACAACUUCAACCCGAGGCCGGUGCUCGCCAGAAACACCAUGUUGGCCGACGUGGUGGAGAAAUUCAAAAAGACUGGACUCCAGGAGGCCACGGUGACGCCUGUGAGUCAAAGUUUCGCCGAGGCCGACGACGUUGGGUGCGACGUCUGCACCGGGAGGAAAAACAAAGCUGUCAAGUCCUGUCUGGUGUGUCUGGCCUCCUACUGCGACCUCCACCUGCAGCCCCACUACGAGUCUGCUGCGUUCAAGAAACACAAGCUGGUGUCGGCCUCCAAAAAGCUCCAGGAGACGAUCUGUGGCCGACACGACAAGCUGCUGGAGGUGUACUGCCGCACCGACAAGCAGUGCAUCUGUUACCUGUGUCUGACUGAUGAACACAAAGGGCACGACACGGUGCUGGCUGAGGCAGAGAUACAGCAGAAGCAGAGGGAGCUUGGUGACAUGAAGCAGAGCUCUCAGCUGAGAAUCCAUCAAAGGGAAAAAGGAGUCCAGGAGAUCAAACAAGCCAUUUUCUCUCUCACUCGCUCUGCUCGGGCAGCAGCUGAGGAGAGUGACGCUGUCUUCACCGAACUGAUUCGGUCGAUCGAGCUGAAGCGUUUCGAGGUGAGAGAGCUCAUCAAAGCCCAGGAGAAGACGGCCGUCAGUCAGGCCGAGCAGCUGCUGGAGAGGAUCCAGAGGGAGAUCGCUGAGCUGAAGAAGAACGAGGCUGAGCUGGACAAACUCUCCCACACUGAGGACCACGUCCAUUUCCUUCAGAGUUGUCAGUCUCUCCAGGCUCCGCCCGUGCUCUCAACUCUGCCCUCGGUCACCUCUGACCCCAGUCUCACCUUCGGCCCGGUGAUGACAGCCGUGUCAGAUUUUAAAGGACUGUUGCAGGAGGUCUGCCAGGGAGGAUUUGUCAGCAUCUACGAGAGAGUGAGAGAGAUAGAGAUUGUAGGCCCUCAAAAUCCUGCUGCACCGCUGGACACAACACAGCCGAGGCAAAGUGAUUCAGAUGUGCCAAUGCAAGCAACACUUGUCAACCCUCCACCUGGCCUGGACCAAAGUCCUGUGAACCCUUUCAACCCUUUCCUCUCAUCAGGACCUGCCGUGCCCACCUUUGCCUUCUCACCAUUUGGGUCCAAACUCUCCUCAGGAUCCAGACAGAGGCACCUCCAGCGACGUGCUCACCCCCGGAGGAAAUAGACUCGUAGCGGACAUCAGAAUCAAGAUUUCACACGCACCUACAUGGGCUGAAUGUCGUUAUACCUCAGUGCUCUUCUCUCACAAAUCUGUACUGACACCUAUGGAUUGUAUAUUUAAUAAUUCAUCUUUUGGUAUUCAUUAUAAUUGCUGUGUUUUCAGCGAUCAGUGAACCUGUAGUUCAGGUUGGAAAGAGAUAAGGAAAGUUAUAGGUGUCACAGAAGAUCACAUUGACACAGUAGUAUUAAAGGGACAGUUCCACCAAAAUCAAAAAUUAAUAUUUUUCCUCUUACCUGUAGUGCUAUUCGGUAACGUCAAUCAUUUUGGUGUGGGCUGCCGAGCACUUGAGAUAUCGUUCGUAGAGACGUCUGCCUUCUCUCCAAUAUAAUGGAACUAGAUGGCACUCGGCUUGUGGUGCUCAAAGUGCCCCAAAAAAAGAAAAACUCAACAGCAAUGUCUCUUUUUCAGAAAUUAUGACCCGGUUACUCAAGAUAAUCCACAGACCUUGUUGUGAGCAGUUUCAUGUAGGAACUGUUCUUUCUACUGAACUGCUCCUGCCAACCACAUCACCACACUGAAGGAAGAGUGCAUCUACUGCUAGCUCACCUAGCACCACUGAGAUAGGUCAUGUUGUAGCUCAGCCGAGGGGGGCGCCAUUGAUGUUUACAUCUCAAGCAGUCGUUAGCAUGAGCCUCUUGUUCAUGAGUAGAUGCACACAUCCUUCUGCGUGGUGAUACGGUUGGCAGGUGUAGGUUGGUAGCAAGAAAAUAGUUCCUACAUGAAACUGCUCACAACAAGGUCUGUGGAUUAUCUUGAGUAACCAGGUGAUGAUUUCUGGAAAGAGACACUGAUGUUGAGUUUUUCAAAUGUAUUUAUUAUUAUUAUUUUUAAUAUUAUUAUUAUUUUGCGCUUUGAGCACCACAAUCCUUUAUAUUCGGGAGAAUGGCCGCUAUCUCCAACACACACCAAAACAGUCUAGACUGAUAAAUAGCACUACAGGUAAGAGAAUGAAUAUAUAAUUUAGAUUUCAGGGUGAACUGUUCCUUUAAGCAGCAUUAAGCAACACAUGACUCACUACAUCUAAUUUCAGUAUUUGAAAGAAAAUUGCCUCGAAACUUGCUCAAGUUUUACUUUGUCUUUUUUUUUUAACAAGGUUUUGCUUUUAUAAUUAUUUUUAAUUUUUAACUGAACCUACAAAACAAUCAUUUUGUUGCUUUACAGACGUGUAAUAAUAUAUUGUGAUUUGUGACACACAGGCAUUAAAAAAAUAAACACACGUGUACAAACUA